Anneissia japonica is the source of this 2289-nucleotide messenger RNA. RefSeq lists its product as uncharacterized. The transcript has 3 exons. The record is from RefSeq and is a predicted model, not a curated record. Bases 241 to 828 code for a protein of 195 amino acids. NCBI's taxonomy places the organism in Eukaryota, Metazoa, Echinodermata, Crinoidea, Comatulida, Comatulidae.
CUGAUAGGUGAACAAUGCCCUGCAUCAGUUGGCUUCAACAUUACAAGCCGAUCUACUCGAUAUACAACAAAUACGCUAUUAAUAGAUAUCCAUCAUACGUUUACCUGCUCUGGAUAUAUUACUGGAUGGAAAUUUGGCGAUUUCUACAAUAAUAAAUUCUUAGGCCUACAGUUUUGCAAUGUGCGUCAAAAACUACCAGAGUUGGCCGUGUAUACUAUUGUUGACUGCACAACCAUACGAAUGCCGUCCAACUCAUCAGACGGUCGGCAAGUCGUCAAAGAAUUGAGUCCAAAUGAUUGGAUAGCGGUUCAAGCAGGAGAUAGAAUCGGAAUAUAUAUUAAAUAUGGGUACAUUUUGUGCGAUGAGUCAGGUCUUGACGCCGUAAGAUUUCUCUAUCUAUAUAAUAAUAAUUGGGUUCGAAAGGGCGAUGAAUUUGCGUUCAGUGCCUGGUAUACUCGAGCAUAUUCAUUUGCGGCUAUCAUGGAUACUGGGUGUCCAGACCUUUCUUGGACUUACUAUAACAAGUGGUGUUUCCGGUCCAGCAACGUUAAUUCCCAACAAGGUGGCUCUGAUGACUGUUAUAACACGGGGGCCAUGUUGAUGCCUCGAUUUACAGAACUUGUAUUUCUAGAGAAACUUAUUAGUAAUAAUACUCCAGUGUGGACAGAUGAAAUCCACGUUUUAGGAGACGGCAGUAGUUCCUCCACCAGUCUAUGUACAAGUGUCAGUCUGACGGAGAAUGCAGCCGUUUUCCAAAACGUUUCCUGUGACAAGUAUCUGCUUGUUGUCUGCGCCAUUUACUUGAAAGAAGACAAAGGUGAUGUUUAAUUACUUAUUUUAAAUUAAUCAGAAAUUUUUAUAAUACAGUACAUUACAAUUACGAUUUUCAUUAUAUAUUAUUGUUUUUAUUUAUCAAAAGUACAUUACAUUACAGUAUUAAAACAAUAUUAGCAGACAAUGAUAAUGAUGAUGAUGAUGACGACGACGAUGAUGGUGACGAAUGAUAAUACAAAUAAUAUUAAAAUGGAUUUAUAUUACACUAUUACACACAUAUCCAGAAAUCAAACUCACACAUAGAAUAAAUAAUGUACAGGACUAAAGAAUUUGCAGAAUUAUAGUUUUGGGUUUUGUUUUUCCUUUUUCUUUUCCAUUAACUAAGCCCUCAUUUUUAGCAUCCGCUGCUUCAGCAAUAUAUCUAGAAAAAUACGUUCACGUAGGCAACCGAUUUCUUGAUUAAUGCAGGAAAAUGCACUCUAGCUACGCGACUACUAUGUAUUGGUAAUAGCAAUGUAUAUUAUGUUUAAUAAAACUGGAUUUUUAUAACAUUCAUCAACAUAUAAUUAUUUUCCAUAUGUGAAAUAAUUUUCUAUGUUGUAUGUUAUCAAAUAUCAUUAUUCACUUUACAGUAUGUUUAAUUCAAUGUUUUUCUAUCAUAUAUGUUAUUUGUAAAAUGUUUUAUGUGGUCAACCCCUAAACGUAUAAAAUCUAUAUUUUAUAUAUAUAUAUGAAUGAUUCCCUCAUGUUUCAUAUGUAUUACUCUAUGUUUUUCCCCACGACAAAUGUUGGUAAUAAUACUAAGAGAUUUUUAUGAAUAAUGUGUUUUGAUUAUUUUUUAACAUUGAAUUAUUUUAUGUUUACAAACUACAUUUUUUUCCUCCAAUCAGGUUUCACAAAAUGGUAGUGCAGUAAUAUUAAGUAAUGAUGUCAUUUGAAUUUUUAAGUUGUGUCAACUGACGUACGACACUACAUGUGAUAAUAAUUGAUCUAUGUUGGUGCACGAUGGACAAUUUUUAACUUUUGUUCCUAUUUAAUAAUCUGGACAGGGCUUUAUGUAGUACAGUGCUUUGAAUGCUACUGUUGAAUGAUAAAGAUCCUAAUGUUGAUCAAAUGCAUUAUCAUUGUCGUAUUAUUUUCCACCUUCUCCACAAAUACCAAUAUAAUCAAAAAUUUACUGUGUGCAAAUUUAAAAUAUGAUCAUAUAUAAUAUAUCUAAUAAUUGCAAUUUGCUUUCUCUGAGGUACACAAUAUUGACUUAUGGAUACAACAACACUUGAGUGUGCGGAAAUGAAGAUGAUGUCAAUCAGCAUGUGUUAAUAUUCAAUCAAGAUGAGAACUAAAGGAUGACAAACUUUUGGACAUAAAUCUGAUAAAUUUUAAUUCAACAUAUACUAAAUGAACUUUUCACAGCAAUUAAUAAGUCCCAAGUUUGAUAGGAUGAAAUAGAGGGCGUUAUCAUCUCGCUUCUGAUGUAAAUACUCUUGUCCAUUAAAACUGAAUGUUAUUGUUGAA